Molecule: messenger RNA, 1629 nt
Organism: Lolium rigidum
Lineage: Eukaryota; Viridiplantae; Streptophyta; Magnoliopsida; Poales; Poaceae
Product: inositol phosphorylceramide glucuronosyltransferase 1-like
Exons: 10
Coding region: 1-1608 (535 amino acids)
Molecular function (GO): glycosyltransferase activity
Source: RefSeq, a predicted model, not a curated record
AUGCGGCCCAGGCUGGGGCUCUGGGUAGCGCUCCUCGCCGCGGCGGCCCUGCUGACCGUUGGCGGCGGCGGCGGGGUGGCGGCCGCGGAGGAGGCGUACGUGACGCUGCUCUACGGGGACGAGUUCGUCCUCGGCGUGCGCGUCCUCGGUAAGUCCAUCCGCGACACCGGCACCCGCCGCGACCUCGUCGUGCUCGUCUCCGACGGCGUCUCCGAGUACUCGCGGAAGCUCCUCCAGGCUGAUGGGUUUAUGGUCAAGCAUAUAACAUUGCUGGCUAAUCCUAAUCAAGUGAGACCAACAAGGUUUUGGGGUGUGUAUACCAAAUUAAAAAUAUUCAACAUGACUACUUACAGAAAAGUUGUUUAUCUCGACGCAGACACCAUUGUGGUGAAAAGUAUUGAAGAUCUUUUCAACUGUGGAAAGUUCUGUGCAAACUUGAAACAUUCUGAGAGAAUGAACUCCGGAGUAAUGGUUGUUGAGCCAUCUGAAACUCUUUUCAAUGAUAUGAUGGACAAGGUUGACAGCUUACCUUCCUACACGGGAGGGGAUCAAGGCUUUCUCAAUUCGUAUUAUGCCGAUUUUGCCAAUUCCCGUGUUUAUGAUCCCAAUAAACCUUUAAUACCUGAACCUGAAACGCAACGCCUUUCCACAUUGUAUAAUGCUGAUGUCGGUCUUUAUAUGCUUGCCAAUAAGUGGAUGGUUGAUGAGAAAGAACUCAGAGUUAUUCACUACACUCUUGGGCCUCUUAAGCCUUGGGACUGGUGGACAGCCUGGCUUGUUAAACCUGUUGUUAUAUGGCAGAACGCUAGGCAAAAUCUUGAAGAAUCUCUUCCUGGAACUGGUGGAGGGAAAAACCCACAUGAUCAGCUGGUGAUCAAAAUUCUUUUCAUUCUUCCCUUUUGCAUGCUGCUGUGUGGUUAUUAUGGAUCAUGCUUUCAGACUAAUAAGGAACUGUUGAGUAUAAGUACUUUGUGUGCUUUUGCUCAACAAGCACGCUACAAGUUGAAGUCUGAAGAGGCACUUCCAUCCUAUUCAACAGUUGGAGUUACUUCAUCUUCCUUCGGUAUAUCAAAUCAAAAGUUAUCUAAUGGAGCAUAUCUGAAGUUUCCUUCUUAUUUCAGUGCAAUCACUGUGCUGGUCUGUUUCAUUUGUGCAUCAGUAUCUCUUGUGUUUGCCUUUAUUAUAAUUCCACGGCAAGUGAUGCCAUGGACGGGUUUGCUGCUGAUGUUCGAGUGGACCUUCACGGCGUUCUUUUUGUUGUUUGGGAGUUACCUUCGUUUUGUAUACAAAUGGGGAAGUUGUAGUGCAAAUAAUGUUGGCUAUAGCAGUUUGGAUUCAUCAGAGAAUCAUACUGGCACAGGCCAUCAGCGGAAUACAUCUGACUGUGACAGAGCUUCGGCUUUCUACUGGAUGGGGAUGGCUGCCAUAUCUACUAUAGCACUAUUAUCACCAACUGUCUUCGGCAUAACUGCUAUUUUUGGAAAGCUUGGAUUGAUGGUAGCGGGUGGUGUGGUGCUGGCGUCGUUUAUGACAUACGCUUCAGAGCAUCUAGCUAUGUCGGCCUUUGUCAAGGGUCAGAGAGAUAGAUCGAAACGCCCUGAGAGGUAGAAGCAUUUUUUUUUGGAUAGU